AUCCUGCGCAGGCCCCCGAGCAGAUCUGGCCGCCGAGCCUGAUAUCCGCACCAGUGACACGGGUGUGUGGCUCAAUGUGUGACGAUGUCGUCUCCCAUUCGGGAGUCGACUCUUCUGGGCGUUUGCGACGGCGAGCUGGACGACCUCACGUAUCCCUCGUCCUUCCUCACCAAUAAGGUGGGCGGGCUUCCAGAUGUCGUACCGGGCCUACCCCGCGUGUUUCCCCGUUGCGAGUGCUGCUCGGCCCCGCUGGUCCACAUGGUGCAGGUGUACUGCCCCCUAGAGGAGUCGCCCUACCACCGCAGCCUCCAACUGUUCGCUUGCCAGGCCGCCGGAUGCGGCGGGCGGCAGGACAGCUGGACGGCGCUGCGCUCGCAGUGCCUGGUGCACGACGGCAGAGCGGCGCAGGCGUCCGGCGAUCCGGCGCCGACGAAGGCGGCUCCUCUGUCGGUUGGUGACUGGUGUGACUCCGCAGAUGACUGGGGCAUGGACGACGACUACGAGGAAGAGGAGAAGAAAGACAUCCACAAACCUGUCCCGGAGGACGAAAAAGAGGACGUCAUGAGCAGCCAACUGGACGCCCUCCAUCUGGCAGAGCCUCCACCAGAUGUCCCUGUUCUGCGACCUUUCUUCAUCAGUGUGGUGGACGAGGAAGAUGCGCGGGGCGAAGACAACGAGGAGGAGCGGUCGCACGCUGAGCAACUGUUGAGGGACUACGAGCGGAGGGAGGGAGCGGUGGCGGUCCAGCCUGACGACAUCGGCGGCGGCGAGAAGUACGAGAAGAGUCGAGCGCAUCAUGGCGACCAUCACUUCUCCAGGUUCCGCAAGAGGAUCUCGAUGUGUCCUCAGCAGAUCCUGCGUUAUCGUCGCGGCGGGCGACCGCUCUUUAUCUCGGAACCGCCGGCCAACGAGCGGCCGGCGGCGUCGGCGUGCGCAUCCUGCGGCGGCCCGCUGACGUUUGAGCUGCAGCUCAUGCCGGCGCUAGUCAAUAUGUUAUCCUGGAAGGACGCGGCCGGCGACCGGUCGCAGCCCGAUUUUGGAACUGUGCUGGUCUACACCUGCGCCCGUAGCUGCUGGACAUCCUCGGAGCGGCGACCCAUCCGCGAGGUCUGCUUGGUCCAGAUGGAUCCGGACCAUCAGCUCUUUAAAUGAAAGGGGACUGGUCGCCU
Hippocampus zosterae (dwarf seahorse) is the source of this 1169-nucleotide messenger RNA. It is a transcript of the gene pdcd2l, whose product is annotated as programmed cell death 2-like. Lineage: Eukaryota; Metazoa; Chordata; Actinopteri; Syngnathiformes; Syngnathidae. The coding region runs from base 85 to 1152 and encodes 355 amino acids. The record is from RefSeq and is a predicted model, not a curated record. Gene Ontology annotation, cellular component: cytoplasm. The transcript has 2 exons.